AUGGUUGAUCUAAGCCUUUUUAUCAACCACUCCUCUGAUGGCACCUUGAUCCCCCUUCUUUAUGUAGAUGAUAUGGCUCUUAUCGGAGAUACACCAUCUCGUAUUGAUUGGCUUGUCUCACAGCUCUCCGCUGAAUUUUCUAUAAAGGAUAUGGGGUCCCUGCAUCAGUUCCUUGGCAUCCAAGUCCAUCGCACCCAUCAAAGUCUCUUCCUUUCACAAAUCCAUUAUGCUCUUGAUUUACUUCAACGAGCUUCCAUGGAUUGCUGCAAGCCGUGUGCCAUUCCCAUGCCCUCCAAAGGGCGCAUUGUCACUUCUGUUGACAAGCAAUAUCUGGAUCCAACUCACUAUCGAAGUCUUGUAGGCAGACUCCAAUAG
Juglans microcarpa x Juglans regia is the source of this 375-nucleotide messenger RNA. RefSeq lists its product as uncharacterized. The coding region runs from base 1 to 375 and encodes 124 amino acids. The record is from RefSeq and is a predicted model, not a curated record. The transcript has a single exon. NCBI's taxonomy places the organism in Eukaryota, Viridiplantae, Streptophyta, Magnoliopsida, Fagales, Juglandaceae.